CUUUCACAGCCGUUCGGUUACCAUAGAAACCGUUUGCCUCAAAGAGGAACGAGCCAAGUUUGAAUUAGCGUCGACAUAAGCUCGUUAACGUUGAUAUUAUUUGCUUAAAGCGUUAAACCGUUAUUAGUUGAACCGCUACAUGUCGUUUCACAUGAAGACUGAAUGAAGCUCCAACGGUUGUAACGGCAGAGAGCAAGCUAAAGCUACUGUAUCACGUUCCACCAUGCAGUCAGACAGAGACAGUGGACUGGGAGAUCUGGAGGCCCAGCUGGCCAGUAAAGAGAGGGAGUGGAAGGAGCUCCUGGCUGCAAGGGUUCAUCAACUGGAGAGUCUCCUGAAAAAGGCCCAGGAGGAGUGCUCCUCCCUCAGAGAUGGCUACCAGAAACUGAGUGAGGAUUUCCAGUUCAACCUCGCCAUCUUGGAUGAACGAGACAGAGAGCUGGAGAGAUACGAUGUCAUCACUGCCAGAGCUGUAAAUGCGGAGCGCCACAGGCAGGAAGAGCUGAACCAGCUCCACAUGCAGGUUGCCAAGCUGGAGGAGCAGAGAGCCAGAGAGACUGAGGAGAGGCAGGAGGAGCAAUGUAAAAGUCAGCACAGUGCUGCUCAGCACAGGCUGCAGCUGGAUCAGCUCAAGCGCUCCAUGGCUGGUGAAAUUCAAAGGCAAACGGAGGAGUAUGAGAGGAUGAAAUGGGAUUUGCAGCACAAGAUACAAGAGCUAGAAGGAGAGCUGACCCUACAGAGACAGGAGAUGACGGCAGCUUUCGACAGUGAGCUUAGACAGCAGGAACAUGAGUUCAACUUGAAAAUGGAUGAGAUGCGUGCUGUGGUGCUGUCUCAUGAUCUCAAGGUGAAGCAGCUGUCUAAAGAGACUGAAGUUCACUACCAGGCUCAGCUCCAGGCCACAGAGGCUCUCAAAGUAUCUAAGGAGUUCUGUCAGCAGAUAGAAACCCAGCUGCAACACAAAGAGCAGGAGAUCAAAGACCUCACUGCUGACAAGGACUGCAGAAUGAACGAGCUUGAGGAUGAGCUGAAAUGUAUGGAAACCAAACUGAAGAAUGAGGAGGAUAACCACAUUAAGAAAUAUGAGGCUGUGGUGCAGGCUCUGAAGGAGCGUGAUGCGCAGCUGGAGGUUCGGUGUCAGGCCCACACAGAGGAGCUGCAGAAGGCUAAGAAACGCAUUGUCAAACUACAGGAGGAUAUGGAAGUUCUGGCUGCACAAGUACACUGUUCACAGAGAACCCAGCAGGAUGCCAUGGAACAGAAAGAUAAGACAAUCCAGAGGCUUCACACAGAGGUAGAAACCACCCGGACUGGAUGGGACAAGUACAUCAGUCAGGUCUCCAGUGAGAUGGUUGUCAAGGAUACAGAGGUCAUUACCCUGCAGGAGAGAGAAACCAAACUUAAGACUGAGCUGGACAGGAUCAAGGAGGAGAUGGAGGGGUACAAGCAGCAGCUGAGUGCUGGUCUGAAGAGAGAGAGGGCCUUAGAGCAGAAGAGAGUCCAGGUGGAACUGGAGUGGCAGAGACGCUGUGAGGACCUGAAGGCUGAACUCUACCUUGCUAAUGAGCAGCUAAUACAAGACCUGAGCAAUGCUAGAGACCAGGCUAAAGCAGAGCUGAAGGAGAAAGAACAAGAGCUGCAGGAGUUGACUGUCUUACUACGUUCUGUUAAGACGGAGAGAGACCAGGCAAUACAGGGUUUCACACCAAAGGUCGAUUCUCUAGCAUCAGAAGAGAUCCGUCGCCUGCAGGAGCAGAACAGCACCCUGCGGGCUGUGGUUACCCAGAUGAGGAAGGACAUGGAGGGCCUCAGCCGUCUCCUACCCCAGCCCCAGCCACAGGCCUCCUCUCUUCAGCCAGUUCGGCAUCAAGGAGGCCCUGCCACCACCUCCUUUACGCCUAAAGCUGACACUCAGACUGGACCACCGGCCCAAUCCGCUGACAUUUCCUCCACCAUCAACCCAGCAGACUACACUCAGGCUCUGGAGCAGGAGGUGUCCCAACUAAAGGCUCGAUGCAGGCACCUCGAGGAGAAGCUAGAAGGGCCUAUAGGACUCCCAAGCCUGGCUCCAGAGGACCUGCUACCCACAGUUCCACACAACACACGCCUACAGUACCAGGGACUUAAGCAAGGUGGUCUUUGUUUGGAGAAUCGUGCUAACACCUCUGCUUUGAUGAGGCUGGAGGCCAGAGUGACACACGUCAUAGAACAGGUACAAAAGAAUGCACAGCUCCGAGAGGAGAACCUGUAUUUGCAGCAGCAGCAGGCCUCAGGUCAGAUGUCAGUUGGUCUGUUUGAAGAUGUCCAGGGUGCUAAAAGCAACCCUCGUCUCCUGCACACCAGGCUGAAGCAGGCAGCGUCCUGCAUCGCCCGGCUGAGCAGAGAGAAACAGCAGCUGAUAGAGAUGGGCAACCGCCUCCGUGCACAGAUCACCACUGCUGGACUGGAGGAAGCAGUGGAACCAGAAAGAGAUUCCUCCACAGAAAAACUAGGAGAGCAACAUGACCGACUGUCUGCUCUGGAACAGCUGCAGUACCAGCUCACCUCACAGGAGCUGCAGUACGCUCUGAGGCAGAGGGUUUGCACUCUCGCUGAACAACUCCUCCCUGGAACCCACAACCUAGGUCCUGCCACUGAAGGGGCUGCCAAUCCUUGGUCCCAGGGGCACGAAAGCGCAGACAGGCCUGAGCGCUCCAAGAACAAAGAGAACACUCCUCCUCUCAGCCAGUCUGUGAGGUCCCUGGACCGUGGGCCACAGCCCCGCUCAGGUCAGUCCAGGUCUCUGCUGUCAUCAGAGGAAUCACUGCGGUCAUUAAACCAGCUGUGGGGAAUACUGGACCAUGGACUCAGUCCAUCUAUUUUCUCUGAAGGUGAAGGCGAGCCUAGCAGGGUGGAGGUGGCUGAGUCUGGCAGUGCUGGAGUCCAGAUGAUGGUGCACGGUACCAGCGCUCCCUUCCGUAACCAGCCCCCAUCCGAGCUCAAGCAGAGAAGGAACCCAUCUACAACACCGUCAAACACUGCCAAGACCAGCAGACAUGGAGCCCAAGACAGGAUGAGCAAGAUCAGAAAUUACAACGUUAAAGACUGACAGUCUGUCAGUAUGCUGCUCAUGGAGAGAGUGCUACUGGAGGAGCUCUGUCAAGUCUGAGAGAUAAACCCUGAUGUUGUCAUAGUGAGGUCAGCAGGAUGAUAUCAGCCACACAUUUAUAACAGAGAGCCUGCAGUUUGAAAGGGAGGGUCUAAUGAAGAGAUAUCAAGUUGCUUUAUGGGAAGAAUAGGAUCCCAUUUUAUGUUGGAGCUUAGCCCACUAAGAGCUUCCAGAUAUCUCAGCCUCUUCUGUUUUGAUUUGUGCCAUUCAUUUAUUAUCUGUCUAUAGUGAGUUCCCCAACUUUUGGGAACUCUUUUAAAGCCCAACAAGAGAAGUGCUCUCUAAGUCAAGAAAUGUUACAAAUAUCAUAAUUACAUUUUACAAUAAAACUUAUGGUAGAAAUAUAUUUUUGUAUUUUGCUGCUUCCAACAUCAGAGCUCACGUGCCUGAGCAGUCAAGGGACAACAACAGGCCACAAAACAAACAGACCUAUUGUGUACAAACCUCAGUAAUGUUUUGUAAUGUAUGUAACGUUCAAGGCUGUUGUAAGUUCUGUGUUUUAUUAUUUUACUACCAUUCAGAUACUGAACCCCAAAUUGCUCCUGAUGCUGUGCAUCGGUGUGUGAAUGUGUAUGAAUGAGUUAGUUUCUGUUCGAUGGGCUUUGCCAUCACUGAGUGAAUGUGUGUGAAAGGGUGAAUGUGGCAUGUAGUGUAAAAGCGCUAUGAGUGGUCGGAAGACUAGAAAGGUGCUAUACAAGUACAGGUCCAUUUACCAUCACUCCAUCUGUGGAUAAAAACGGCUCAUUCUAAGGAAAACACAACAAUGCUUUUUUUGAGGUGAUUAUACACUAAUGAAAACAUACCUAUGUAUAUUAUAUUCCAUUUUUGGCAGUACAUCCUCCUAAAUGUUACACACUGGACCUUUAAACAAUAUGACUAUAAAAUAAAUUUCUAUCAAACAA
Molecule: messenger RNA, 4050 nt
Organism: Dicentrarchus labrax (European seabass)
Lineage: Eukaryota; Metazoa; Chordata; Actinopteri; Moronidae
Gene: ccdc57
Product: coiled-coil domain containing 57
Exons: 20
Coding region: 224-3088 (954 amino acids)
Source: RefSeq, a predicted model, not a curated record